Emiliania huxleyi CCMP1516 is the source of this 2550-nucleotide messenger RNA. RefSeq lists its product as hypothetical. NCBI's taxonomy places the organism in Eukaryota, Haptophyta, Isochrysidales, Noelaerhabdaceae. The record is from RefSeq and is a predicted model, not a curated record. The coding region runs from base 1 to 2550 and encodes 849 amino acids. The transcript is spliced from 2 exons.
AUGGCCAGCGGCGCGCGGCCAGCCUUGCCGGGCGGUCACGACCUUGGCGAACAGCUGUACUUUACGGGCUCGAACAAGUCGUUUGAGAGUGGCGAUAAGCUCGUGCACGGCCAGCAGGGCGAGGUCGUCGGCCCUGCGACCGGCGAGCACCACGGCAACGGCCUGCAGAUGCUGUUUCCGGGGAACAAAGGCUCCAUAAACUGCUAUCUGUACCAGUUCAGCGUCGAAAAGCCGCCGCCUCUGCCGGGCGGUCACGAGCUUGGCGACCAGCUGUACUUCACGGGCUCGAACCAGACGUUUGAGAAUGGCGAGACGCUCGUGCACGGCCAGCAGGGCGAGGUCGUCGGCCCUGCGACCGGCGUGCACCAAGGCAACGGCCUGAAAGUGCUGUUUCCAGGGAACAAAGGCUCCAUAAACUGCCGUCUGCUCAGGCUCAGCGUCGAAAAGCCGCCGCCUCUGCCGGGCGGUCACGAGCUUGGCGAACAGCUGUACUUUACAGGCCCGAACUAUUCAUUUGAGAAUGGCGAUAAGCUCGUGCACGGCCAGCAGGGCGAGGUCGUCGGCCCUGCGACCGGCGAGCACCACGGCAACGGCCUGCAGAUGCUGUUUCCAGGGAACAAAGGCUCCAUAAACUGCCGUCUGCUCAGGCUCAGCGUCGAAAAGCCGCCGCCUCUGCCGGGCGGUCACGAGGCCGGCGACCAGCUGUACUACACGGGCCCGAACAAGUCGUUUGAGAAUGGCGACAAACUUACGCACGGCCAGCAGGGCGAGGUCGUCGGCCCCGCGACCGAGGGCACACACCAAGGCAACGGCCUGAAGAUGCUCUUUCCGGGGAACAAAGGCCACGUAGACUGCUCUCUGACCAAGCUCGUUCGCGAGAAGCCGCCACCUUUGCCGGGCGGUCACGACCUUGGCGACCAGCUGUACUACACGGGCUCGAACCAGACGUUUAAGAGUGGCGAUGAGCUCGUGCACGGCCAGCAGGGCGAGGUCGUCGGCCCCGUGACCGUGGGCACACACCAAGGCAACGGCCUGCAGAUGCUGUUUCCGGGGAACAAAGGCCACGUAAACUGCUCUCUGCUCACGCUCAGCCGCGAGCAGCCGCCGCCUCUGCCGGGCGGUCACGACCUUGGCGAACAGCUGUACUUUACGGGCCCGAACGAGUCGUUUGAGAGUGGCGAUAAGGUCGUGCACGGCCAGCAGGGCGAGGUCGUCGGCCCUGCGACCGGCGAGCACUACGGCAACGGCUUGAAGUUGCGGUUUCCGGGGAACAAAGGCUCCAUAAACUGCUAUCUGUACCAGUUCAGCGUCGAAAAGCCGCCGCCUCUGCCGGGCGGUCACGAGCUUGGCGAACAGCUGUACUUUACGGGCCCGAACUAUUCAUUUGAGAAUGGCGAUAAGGUCGUGCACGGCCAGCAGGGCGAGGUCGUCGGCCCUGCGACCGGCGUGCACCAAGGCAACGGCCUGAAGCUGCUCUUCCCAGGGAAUAAAGGCCCCAUAAACUGCCGUCUGCUCAGGCUCAGCGUCGAAAAGCCGCCGCCUCUGCCGGGCGGUCACGAGGCCGGCGACCAGCUGUACUACACGGGCCCGAACAAGUCGUUUAAGAAUGGCGACAAACUUACGCACGGCCAGCAGGGCGAGGUCGUCGGCCCCGCGACCGAGGGCACACACCAAGGCAACGGCCUGACGAUGCUCUUCCCAGGGAACAAAGGCUCCAUAAGCUGCUAUCUGCCCCGGCUCAGCGUCGAGCAGCCGCCGCCUCUGCCGGGUGGUCACGACCUUGGCGACCAGCUGUACUACACGGGCUCGAACAAGUCGUUUGAGAAUGGCGAUAAGCUCGUGCACGGCCAGUCGGGCGAGGUCGUCGGCCCCGCGACCGACUUUCACCAAGGCAACGGCCUGAAGAUGCGGUUUCCAGGAAACAAAAGCUGGGUAGACUGCAGACUCGCCUUGCUGUCCCACGAGCUGAGCCUGCCCGGUGGCUUCAGAGUGGGAGAGGAGCUCUACUUUAUUGGCGGAGGGUUCGUCGACGAGCAGGGGGACAAGGCCGUGUUUGGCUGCCGAGGAUCGGUCACCGGCCCCGCCCGCAACGGCGACGCUGACGCUGUUUCCAUGUCUUUCUCCGGCAACCGAGGGGACGUGCACUGCCGGGCCGAAGAGCUCAGCCGCGAGCCGGCGCCCUCGCUUCCUGGCGGCUUCAUUCUCGGCGAGCAUCUCUACUUCACCGGAGAAGACCAGAUCGUCGGGCGCGGCAUCCUCGUGCGCGGCUCGCGUGGUGAGGUGGUGGGCCUGGGUUUGGAGCCGGACAGCCUCGCGAUGCGCUUUUCGAACAAGGUCUUGUUUUCCGGUAACCAGCCGGUCAACAUCGCCUCCCUGAGCCGCGACGAUCCGUGCGCCGUGUCGUCCGUGCCCGAGAAUGGCUCCGCCUCCACUUCAGGAGGCGGGACGGAGGAGGAGGAGGAAGAAGAAGCAGAGCGGCUUUCGCGGGUCGAGGAGCAGCGCAACCGAAGGAGCAGAGGGAUCGGCCGACUGCGGCGACUCCACCUCUAG